Rhododendron vialii is the source of this 1932-nucleotide messenger RNA. RefSeq names its product endo-1,4-beta-xylanase 5-like. The record is from RefSeq and is a predicted model, not a curated record. Bases 15 to 1754 code for a protein of 579 amino acids. The transcript has 8 exons. Gene Ontology annotation, biological process: carbohydrate metabolic process. NCBI's taxonomy places the organism in Eukaryota, Viridiplantae, Streptophyta, Magnoliopsida, Ericales, Ericaceae. Gene Ontology annotation, molecular function: hydrolase activity, hydrolyzing O-glycosyl compounds.
CAAAAAUUACGACGAUGGAAGGGAAAAACAAUCGCUUUCUGUUACUAUUUUGUCAAAUUUUUCUUUCAGGGUUAGCAGUUGAUGCAUUAUCGUACGAUUAUGGCGCUUCAAUCGAAUGUUUGGCCAGCCCUCUCAAACCUCAAUAUGGGGGAGGAAUUGUUGGCAAUCCAGAACUAGAUCAUGGCACGACGGGUUGGACUACAUUCGGAGACGCACAAGUACAACAAAGAGUAUCUAAAGAAGGCAACAAUUUCAUCGUUGCGCACCACCGGAACCAACCCCACGAUAGUUUCUCGCAAAAGUUUUACUUGGAGACGGGAAAGUUCUACACGUUUUCUGCUUGGUUACAAGUAAGCGAAGAAAAUGCUCAAGUAGCUGCAAUUUUCAAGACACAAUCCGGUUUUGAACAUGCUGGUUGGGUUGCUGCUAAGUCUGGUUGUUGGUCCAUGCUCAAAGGUGGCCUCACUGUUAAUGCUUCAGGCCCUGCUGACCUUUAUUUUGAGAGCAAAAAUACAUCGGUUGAGAUAUGGGCGGAUAGCAUUUCAUUACAACCGUUCACCGAAGAGGAGUGGAGAUCUCAUCAACAACAAAGCAUAGAGAAGGCUCGGAAGUCCUCGGUGAAGCUCGUAGCAGUGGACGCCAACGGAAACCCGCUACCAAACGCAACGGUCACCGUAACACAAAUCAACGGGAGAUUUCCGUUCGGGUGCGCCAUCAGCGACCAGAUCAUAUACAACACCGGCUACCAAAACUGGUUCAAAUCCAAAUUCAAGUACACCACCUUCGAAAACGAGAUGAAGUGGACCAGCACCGAAUACGCCCGAGGACCCGAGGACUACUCCAAGCCCGACGCCAUGCUCCGGUUCACGUCCCGAAACGGGAUCUCCGUCCGUGGCCACAACGUCUUGUGGGAUGACAAGCGGUUCGUGCCCGGGUGGGCCCAAUCUCUCUCCCCCAAGGACCUACGGUUCGCGGUUGAUAACAGGGUGAAUUCCAUCGUGAGAAGAUACUACGGAAAGGUUAUAUCUUGGGACGUGGUGAAUGAGAAUUUGCACUUCAAUUUCUAUGAAAGCGUGUUUGGAAAAUACGCUUCGGCCAUCUUGUACAGUAAGGUCAAUGGGAUUGAUGGUGGAACGACAACGUUGUAUCUGAAUGAGUACAAUACGAUAGAAGAGCCGGGCGAUGGGGCUUCUUCGCCCGACAAGUACCUUCAGAAGAUCCGGGAGCUUCGGUUCGGAGGGUAUAAAGGGCCUCUGGGUAUCGGUCUGCAGGGACAUUUUAGGACCCCCAACCUUCCUUACAUGAGAGCCACUAUCGACAAGCUUGCUUCUACUGGGUUGCCCAUUUGGCUUUCUGAAGUAGAUGUCGUAUCCGGUCCAAAUCAGGCUGGGUAUUUAGAGCAAGUGUUAAGGGAAGGUCACGGGCACCCGAGUGUCCGUGGGAUAUCACUGUGGUCGGCGUGGAGGCCGCAGGGCUGUUACACUAUGUGCUUGACUGAUAACAACUUCAGAAAUCUGCCCACCGGAGAUGUCGUCGACAAGCUCAUCAGGGAGUGGGGGACCUUCCCGGCAGAAGGGUUUUCCGGCGUCACGGAUUCCAAGGGUCGGUUUGAGGCUCGGCUCUUUCAUGGAGAUUAUAAGGUCAUUGUUACCCACCCGAAUAUCAAUGGGUCGUCGGUGGUAGAUCAAAGCUUCGAGGUUGGUCCAAUGGACGAGUCCCAGAAGAAAAUAGUACAUGUUAAAGUUUCUAUAUGACUUGUUUCAUCUUUUGGAAUUAGUAUGUGAUUCCGACAAUAGUGUUUGGAAAAAAGGAAACUGAUUUCUGAAAAGAGAUGUUUCGAAUGAAAUUCAAUCACUUACCGAUGUAUGAGAUCAAUGGCUUAUCGAUAUAUUUAUGACUUUUUCCAUGAGUGGCUACUCUUGAAAUGAUUAA